AUGGACUAUGAAAGCUGUUUGGGCUGGACGGUGGAGGAUUGGUUGAAGUUUCAUUAUAAGAGUAGUCCGGAUGUAUCUUUUGAGCGGUUAGUUGGGUUGGUUAAUUCGCAGAAAGUUGGUGCGGAGGCGGAUGCGGCGUGGAUCAGUUUGGUGGGGGAGGAGCAUUUGGAGCGACAGUGGCGGGUAUUGCAGAGCCGGAAGAAUAAGCGGGAGUUGGUGUUGUAUGGGGUUCCCGUUGCGGUUAAGGACAACAUUGAUGUGAAAGGUGUGCUGACGACGGCGGGGUGUCCGUCGUUUGGGUAUGUUGCUGAGCGGGAUGCCGGGAGUGUUGAGCGGUUAAGAGACGCAGGGGCGAUAAUUAUUGGGAAGACGAAUCUGGAUCAGUUUGCUACCGGGUUGGUUGGGGUGCGUUCUCCGUAUGGGAAGCCGUGUUCAGUGUUUAGUGAGAGACAUGUUUCUGGGGGGUCUUCCAGUGGUUCGGCGUCUGUUGUUGCCAGGGGAAUUGUGCCGCUGGCGCUGGGAACGGAUACGGCGGGGUCAGGUCGGGUGCCAGCGGGAUUGAAUAAUCUGAUUGGGGUCAAGCCUACGCGGGGGGUUGUUUCUUGUGCCGGAGUGGUACCCGCUUGUAAGUCUUUGGAUUGUGUUACAGUGAUGGCGCUGAAUUUGUCGGAUGCAGAGAGGUGUCUUAAGGUUUUGGUGCAUUGUGAUCCAGAUAGCGAUGAGUAUUCCAGGCCGUUUAUUGACAAUCCGCUGCGGGAGUUUACCGGCGGAGGUGGUACGGGCGGCAAGGUGCGGAUAGCCAUUCCUCGGGAAAUACCCUGGUUUGGUGAUGAGGAGAAUCCUGUAGUUUAUGCCAAGGCGAUCCAAGAUCUUAGGGCCAUAGGUGCUCAAGUGGAGGCGAUUGAUUUUUCGCCGUUCUUGGAACUCGCAAGGUGUUUGUAUGAAGGGCCUUGGGUUGCGGAACGGUAUUAUGCGUUGAAGGAGUUUUACGAUUCGGACCCGCCAAGGGAGACUUUGGAUCUAGUGGUCAAAGGCAUCGUGGAAACUGCAAAGGGGUAUGAUGCCACCGACGUGUUUAAGUUUGAAUACAGGAGGCAAAAUCUGUUGCAGCAGAUACGUAAGGUUUUCCGAGAAUUCGAUGUUCUGUGUGUUCCUACGUGCCCGUUGAACCCAACUUUUGCUGAUUUAGAAGCGGAGCCAAUCUUGGUUAAUUCUAGACAAGGUACAUGGACCAAUUUUGUCAACUUGGCUGAUCUUGCAGCAUUAGCAGUGCCGGCUGGGUUUAGGUCCGAUGGGCUGCCUCAUGGGAUUACAUUUAUUGGGGAAAAGUUUACUGAUUACGCUUUGUUAUCUUUGGCUGAGAAAUAUUUUGGUAAGGCCUUCCCAAAUGGGACCAGAAGUUAUGGCAAGUUUGUUGAUCGGCAGGUCAAUACUUGUGACACGGUUAUUGGUCCAAAACCUCAGUUGAAGCAUUCUUUGAAGCUUGCUGUGGUAGGCGCCCACAUGAAGGGAUUACCUUUACAUUGGCAACUGGAACAGGUCAAUGCCACAUACUUGGGGUGUGCGAAAACUUCCAAACUGUACAAACUUUAUGCUCUGCCUAGAACAGGGCCUAUUUUAAAGCCAGGGUUACGUAGGGUUGGUGAAGCUGAAAAUGGGUCCCAAAUUCAAUUGGAACUUUAUAGCAUUCCGAUCGAAAGAUUUGGCGAAUUUAUGGCCAUGGUCCCCCCACCGCUUGGAAUUGGGUCUGUAGAAUUGGAAUCGGGGGAGUAUGUCAAUUCUUUUAUUUGUGAAGAGUUUGGCUAUAAAUCUAAGGGGGCCGUAGAUAUCACGGUUUAUGGUGGGUUCAAACCAUAUGUCGAACAGUUAAAUAAUGAGUUGAAUGAUCAAAAGAAACCCUUCAAAGCUGUUCUAGUGGCCAAUAGGGGGGAAAUUGCUGUUCGUAUCAUAAAAACAUUGAAGAAGCUUAAAAUAACCUCGGUGGCUAUCUAUUCAACUCCCGAUAAGUAUUCGCAGCAUGUUUUAGAUGCAGAUUUGGCCGUUUCCUUAGAGGGACACACUGCAGCUGAAACUUAUUUGGAUAUGGACAAGGUUAUCAAAGCGGCAAAAGAUACUGGAGCGGAGGCUAUUAUUCCCGGUUAUGGCUUCUUAUCCGAGAAUCCUACUUUUGUUGAUAGAUGUGUUGAAGCUGGCAUUAUAUUUAUAGGCCCAUCUAGUAAUGUCAUUCGCAAGUUGGGCUUGAAGCAUUCAGCCAGAGAAUUAGCCGAAAUUGCAGGUGUGCCAUUAGUGCCAGGUUCGGGUUUAGUUACUAGCGUCGAUGAAGCCAAGAAAAUUGCCUAUGAGCUACAUUAUCCUAUAAUGAUAAAGUCCACUGCUGGUGGCGGAGGCAUUGGAUUGCAAAAAGUAGAUUCGGAAGAAGAUAUUGCUCAAGUCUUUGAAACUGUCCAACAUCAAGGCAAAUCAUAUUUUGGUGAUUCUGGUGUGUUUUUAGAGAGAUUUGUUGAUGAUGCUAGGCAUGUAGAGAUUCAAGUAAUGGGUGAUGGAUAUGGUAAGGCUAUUGCGUUGGGUGAGCGUGAUUGUUCCUUACAGCGUCGUAACCAAAAAAUAAUAGAAGAAACGCCAGCUCCAAAUUUGCCGGAUGCUGUGAGAGCCAAGAUGAGGAAAGCUGCAGAAAGCCUGUGUUCUUUUUUGAACUACAAAUGCGCAGGGACUGUUGAAUUUAUCUACGAUGCCAAACGCCAGGAAUUUUACUUUUUAGAAGUCAACACUAGGCUGCAAGUUGAACAUCCAAUAACAGAAAUGGUAACUGGUUUAGAUUUAGUGGAAUGGAUGCUACGGAUUGCUGCCGAUCAAGCAGCCGAUUUUGAUGAUGUGAAUAUAACAGUAAAUGGAGCAUCUAUUGAGGCUCGUAUAUAUGCAGAGAACCCAGUAAAGGACUUUAGGCCUUCUCCAGGCCUGUUAACGGAGGUUCAGUUUCCAAAAUGGGCUAGAGUUGAUACUUGGAUAUCAAAAGGUACACGAAUUUCUGCAGAAUACGAUCCGACGUUGGCAAAAGUUAUUGUUCAUGCUAAAGAUAGGAAUGAGGCCAUCUUAAAAAUGGCAAAGGCUUUAGAUGAAGUAGUUAUUCAGGGAUGUAUAACGAAUAUUGACUAUUUGAGAAGCAUUAUAACAUCCGAAAUGUUUAAAACAGCAAAAGUCGCAACAAAGGUUUUGGAUUCUUACGCAUAUAAACCUCGUGCGAUUGAGAUAACUUCACCAGGUGCAUACACAACUGUCCAAGAUUAUCCUGGACGAGUUGGCUACUGGAGAAUUGGUGUUCCACCAUCUGGACCAAUGGAUUCCUAUUCUUUCAGGUUGGCCAAUAGAAUUGUUGGUAACCACUAUAAAACACCAGCAAUUGAAAUCACAUUGAAUGGACCCAAAAUAUUAUUCCAUGAGGGAACCGUUAUUGCGAUCACUGGUGGCACUGCGUCUUCUACGUUAAAUGGCGAGGAUAUUGAUUAUAACACACCAAUAGAGGUCAAACGAGGCGAUGAACUUGCAAUUGGAAAAUUGACGCUUGGUUGUAGAGCAUAUUUGGCUAUUAGAGGUGGCCUUGACAUACCAGAGUUUUUAGGAUCUAGAUCUACAUUUGCAUUGGGAAAUAUGGGUGGUUUUAAUGGCCGUGUUUUAAAACUUGGUGAUGUUAUAUUUAUGAAUCAACUAGAAUAUUCCAUGUCUACUGUCCAUGCCCCUGUUAGUGAGCCUAGUCCUCCACCAGCUAGCCUAAUUCCAAACAUAUGUACCAAGGAAUGGACUAUAGGUGUAGUAUGUGGUCCACAUGGAUCUCCAGACUUUUUCCAUUCCAAGUCAAUUGAGAAGUUUUUCUCAGAGAAGUGGAAAGUACAUUACAACUCUAAUAGAUUUGGCGUUAGGCUGAUUGGUCCAAAACCAUCAUGGGCUAGAAAGGAUGGUGGUGAAGCUGGUUUGCAUCCUUCAAAUGCUCACGAUUACGUUUAUGCUGUUGGCGCUAUAAACUUCACUGGAGACGAGCCUGUGAUUAUAACUGUCGAUGGGCCUUCUUUGGGUGGUUUCGUUUGUCAGGCUGUGGUCCCAGAAGCAGAGCUAUGGAAAGUUGGCCAAUUGAAACCUGGUGAUUCAAUUCAGUUUUAUGCAGUCUCCUACGAAUCUGCGAGAAAGCUUAAAAUUGCGCAGGAUCUGGCCCUCGAUUCAUUUCAAGAUGGAAGUCUUGUAACAUUCAAUGAUGAUUUGGCACUAUCCAGAUUUGAGGACCCGAUCAUGGCUGAACUGCCUAAAGAGUCCGAUUUAUCCCCCAAGGUUACAUAUCGUCAAGCUGGUGAUCGUUAUAUUCUCAUUGAAUAUGGGGAAAAUGAAAUGGAUUUAAACAUUUCUUAUCGGGUUAACCGUUUGAGUUCUAUAGUCGAGAAGCAUAAAACAAUUGGUAUUGUAGAGAUGUCUCCGGGUGUUAGAUCUGUGCUGGUUGAAUUCGAUGGUUAUAAGAUAAGCCAGCAGGAGUUAUUAAGGACUUUAAUUGCGUAUGAAUCUGAGAUUCAUUUUGACAAGAACUGGACUAUAAAAUCGAAAAUUUUUAAGCUUCCAAUGGCUUUCGAAGACUCUAAAACAAUGGAAAGUGUUAAACGUUAUCAAGAGACCAUUCGAUCGAAUGCUCCUUGGCUUCCAAAUAACGUUGAUUUCGUCGCAGAAGUUAAUGGGAUUCGUCGCGAAGAGGUAAGAAACAUGUUGUAUACCGCUAGGUUUAUGGUCUUGGGUUUGGGAGAUGUGUUUCUUGGAGCACCAUGUGCAGUGCCCCUAGAUCCACGGCAAAGAUUUCUUGGUACAAAAUAUAAUCCAUCUAGGACAUAUACCCCAAAUGCCGCUGUCGGGAUUGGUGGUAUGUACAUGUGCAUUUAUUGUAUAGAUAGCCCGGGUGGUUAUCAGCUGAUGGGAAGGACCAUUCCUAUAUGGGACAAAUUACAAUUAGGAAACGUCUGGGGAGAACAUCCUUGGCUACUAUCUCCAUUUGAUCAAGUAGAAUUCUACCCUGUGAGUGAGGCCGAAAUAGACAUUUUGACGGAGCAAGCAGAGAAUGGGAGGUUUCAGGUUGAGGUGGAGGAGUCCGUAUUUGACAACAAAGAGUAUUUGGAGUGGAUUGAUGAAAAUAUUGAAUCAAUAAUGCAAUUUCAGCAAAGUCAAGGUGGUGAGAAGGCGGACAGGUUCGCGGAACUGAUACAAGUUGCCAACACAGAACUGGAAAAAUCUUCUUCAAGUAAAAUGACAGUUACUAUUGAAUACCCUGAUGAUGCAGAAAUGGUCUACUCUGAAUACUCAGGUCGUUUCUGGAAAUCUGUAGUCUCUGUUGGGGAUACAGUGAACAAAGGAGACCCGUUGAUUGUUAUUGAAGCAAUGAAAACAGAAAUGGUUGUUGCUGCUUCGACCGAAGGUAAGGUGUACAGCAUCCUCCAUAAAAAUGGAGAUAUGGUUGACUCAGGUGAUUUAGUUGUUGUGUUACAAUAA
Eremothecium cymbalariae DBVPG#7215 is the source of this 5514-nucleotide messenger RNA. RefSeq names its product bifunctional urea carboxylase/allophanate hydrolase (gene DUR12). Lineage: Eukaryota; Fungi; Ascomycota; Saccharomycetes; Saccharomycetales; Saccharomycetaceae. The coding region runs from base 1 to 5514 and encodes 1837 amino acids. The record is from RefSeq and is a predicted model, not a curated record. The transcript has a single exon. Gene Ontology annotation, cellular component: mitochondrion. Gene Ontology annotation, molecular function: ATP binding; methylcrotonoyl-CoA carboxylase activity; urea carboxylase activity.